Molecule: messenger RNA, 6556 nt
Organism: Thrips palmi
Lineage: Eukaryota; Metazoa; Arthropoda; Insecta; Thysanoptera; Thripidae
Gene: SK
Product: small conductance calcium-activated potassium channel protein
Exons: 15
Coding region: 448-3453 (1001 amino acids)
Biological process (GO): potassium ion transmembrane transport
Cellular component (GO): neuronal cell body; neuron projection; plasma membrane
Molecular function (GO): small conductance calcium-activated potassium channel activity; calmodulin binding
Source: RefSeq, a predicted model, not a curated record
GUCGCGCCGUCUCCUCACAGUGGGGUGGUCGUGUGCCGAGCGCGCCGCCUGCCACAACACGCCUCUCCCCGUCGCCCACGUCACCGACGUCACCGACGCCACCGACGUGACGAAGAAGACCACGUGACACGACAAGAGCGCCAGCGACUUACUGCAGCGCGACGCCCCACCGGCCUGUUGCGUGUUGUGUUUGUGCCGCCAUUUGACGGUGUUGUGCUUCUGCGGCCGGCAGUGCCCCGGCAGUGCCCUGGCAGUGUGGCAGUGCCUAGUGAGUGAUCUGGACGUGUGUGGACGUGCAUGCCGGACGACGCAACGACCCAGUCUCCCACCGCCCCGACUCCACCAAGGAUGACAGCGCAGCUAUGCCGGCCCGUGUAACAACCCUGGCGUGACACCUGGGCGCAGGCGGUGCCCAGGGCACAUGAAAGUGACGGCGAUGAUGUCAACAUGAGCUCGGGGGCGGAUGAAAGCUCCCAGCUGCUCGCCCGGACGCCACAUGUCACCGUCGUGUCCGGGGGCGGCGGGGGCGGGGGCGGCGCGGGGGGCGGCGCCGCGAGCAGCAGCAGCGGCGGCGGCGGGGGCGGGGCGGCCGUCGGCGAUGCCGCCGCGGGGGGCGGCGACUCCACCCCGCCGGCGUCCACCUCCACCGCCAGCCCCUACCUGGUGCGCACGCCGACCGUCACCGUGGAGGCGGCGCCCAACAGCACCACCAGCAGCAGCCCCGAGGCGGGGGCCACGCCGUCGGCGUCCGGGAGGCGCGCCUCGGUGAACCCCGCCAUGGGCCCCGCCAUGGGCAAGCCCGUGCUCAUCCGCCAGGACUGCACCACGUUCCUGCACUCGUCCGGCGGCCUGGGCUACGGCCUCGGCGGCUCGGAGGAGUCCGCCACCUCGGCCACGGGCUGCGCCGAGGACACGGCCACGCGCUCCGUGCCCGACCUGGAGCUGCACUGCCGACUCACCGGACAGGACGGGCUGAGCCAGGGCCAGGUGGUGCCCUGCCGGCCGCGGGGCUCGGUGUCGGGCGCGGCGGGCUACCACCUGCUGCCGCACUCGCGGUGCCGCGGCUGCGACGCGCGACGCGACUCGUCGGCGCUGCUGCUCCCCAUCCCGAGGUCCGUGUCCAGGGAGUCGUGCCACGGCCUGCAUGGCGGCCACCAGCACGGCCUCGGGCCGCCCGCCCUGCUGCUCACGGCCUCGCCCACGUCCUCCAGGAUCAUCCGGCAGUCGUCGCAGCCCGAGGCGCACUGCUGCUACCACGUGCCCUCCUCGGCGCCCACCUCGUCGCUGCGGCAGCUGCGCGAGCCGGGCGAAGGCAUCGCCAUGAUCGCCGCCGACUCGCUGCGCUUCAACGGCGCCAUCCGCCAGUUCAAGCAGGGGAUCCUCCUGUGCCCGCAGACACUGUCGCAGGCUCGGCGAGAGCGGCUGAGGCGCGCCUUUACCGAUGCCACCAGCGACACAGUCUCCUACGUGAAAACGCUCCGCAAACCGGUGUCGACACUGUCCAUCCCCGGCGCCAUGAAGGAGGGCGAAGGGGAGGCGGGGCUGGCGCUGGUGGGGGUCCACUCGGACUACCCUCGCUACACGGAGGAGCGAAGCCUAGGAGGAGGGCUCAUCAAGAUGCAGGGUUCUCUCGGCUCUACGGGAGCAGAGAGCGGCGGCAAGCACAAGCCCAACGUGGGGUACCGGCUGGGGCGGCGGAAGGCGUUGUUUGAAAAACGGAAGAGGAUCAGUGACUACGCUCUGGUCAUGGGCAUGUUCGGCAUCAUCAUCAUGGUCAUCGAGAACGAGCUGAGCAGCGCCGGCGUCUACACCAAGGCGUCUUCGUAUUCCACCGCCUUGAAGACCCUCAUCUCGGUGUCGACGGUGGUGCUCCUUGGCCUGAUCGUGGCGUACCACGCUCUCGAAGUCCAGCUCUUCAUGAUCGACAAUUGCGCGGACGACUGGCGGAUCGCCAUGACUUGGCAGCGCAUCACGCAGAUCACGGUGGAGCUGGUCAUUUGCGCCGUGCACCCCAUACCGGGCCAGUACUACUUCCUGUGGACCACCAAGCUGGCCAACAAGGGCGGGGACAUCGGCAGCAAGUGGGUUCCUUACGACGUAACCCUAUCGCUGCCCAUGUUCCUCCGCCUGUACCUCAUCUGCCGCGUGAUGCUGCUGCACUCCAAGCUGUUCACCGACGCCAGCUCCAGGAGCAUCGGCGCGCUGAACCGCAUCAACUUCAACACGAGGUUCGUCAUCAAGACGCUCAUGACGAUUUGUCCUGGCACGGUUCUUCUCGUGUUCAUGGUUUCGCUCUGGAUCAUCGCCAGUUGGACGCUGCGACAGUGCGAAAGAUUCCAUGACGAGGAUCACGCCAACUUGUUAAACGCCAUGUGGCUGGUAGCCAUCACCCUUCUGAGCAUAGGGUAUGGAGACAUUGUCCCGAACACGUACUGCGGCCGAGGCAUCACCCUCACUGUCGGCACCAUGGGUGCUGGGUGUACGGCGUUGCUGGUAGCUGUCGUCUCGCGCAAGCUAGAACUGACGAGGGCCGAGAAGCACGUUCACAACUUUAUGAUGGACACGCAACUCACCAAACGACUGAAAAACGCCGCCGCCAACGUUCUUCGGGAAACAUGGUUAAUCUACAAGCACACACGCUUGGUAAAGCGCGUCCACGCCGGCCGCGUACGCACCCACCAGAGGAAGUUCCUCCUCGCUAUUUAUGCCUUGCGGAAAGUUAAGAUGGACCAAAGGAAAUUGAUGGACAACGCUAAUACAAUAACAGACAUGGCCAAGACGCAGAACUCAGUUUACGAGAUUGUCUCGGACAUGAGCGGACGGCAGGAUACUCUGGAGGAGCGCAUCAACUCGAUGGAGGAGCGCCUGCAGAACAUCCAGGAGCAGAUGGACCUGCUGCCGGAGCUGCUCUCACGCUGCAUCGCUCAGCAGGCGGAGAAGGCUGAGCAAAGGCGCAACUUUUUGCACCCUGAGUCAGCCGCAGCCAUCGCUCCCCUAACACCUAGCCACGGCCCAGGCCCCCCUGGCGGCGCGUCCGGCAGCGGGGGCGGACCAAUGCCGGGGAUGGGGGGAGGCCUUGGCGGGGGCCUGGGCGGCGCGUCUCCUGGUGGGGGGACUCUUGGUUCCCAAGGCGGGUGCUCCCUCGGGGGAACGGGAUCCAACUCGAUGAGUGGUUUCACGGUCCUCAGCUCGGGACCCAGUGGUUACAUCCCCACCUCUGGGCCUCUAGGCCCUACCGGACAUUUGGGGCCCACGAUGUCUGGGCCGGGGCUUGGCCCGGGCUCUCUGGCGCUGACUCACUCCAGAAGUGUUCCUCAUUCAUCGGCUCCACACCCCUGGCCGGUGUCUCCCAUACUGCCACCUAUAAGCUCCCGAACACCCCAUUUGGUUCCCGAACCACUAAAGCCCUGGACGCUGCCAGAUGGCAACAACCCCGCAACCAGUACAAGCUGAGACCAGGCUUAAGAGCCCUUUUUUUAAUGUAAGCAGUUAAGACCAGACCUGUGAUAAAAGUCUGAUUUCAAGGCGACAAAUUACUUCAGAUGAAACCAUUAUUUAGCGAUAUUAACAAAGUUUAAAAGUGAUCUUUUUUUGUGACGAGUGUGUGAACCAACGUGGGAGACUUUGCUAUUGAAUGUUGCAUUUAUUUUGCACAUUAAGUUAAUGAAUCUUCAAUAUUUUUGUUGAAUGCGCGUGGAGAAGGGCCAUACUGGUAUUGGUUCUGACUUGGUGGGUUUUCUUAUUUGACUCGGUAUAUUUCUAUAUUGAAACUGCUCCUAUUGAAAUUAUGUUGAAAAUAUUACCUAGUUGUUUCAUUACAAUUACUUGCGCUCUGUAGGAUCGUAAGUUACCCAGGCUUUGUCAAAACUUGUGGCAGGACCCCAUUUUUACAACUUAAAUAUGACGUUCUGGAUUUCUUUUUGAAACGUGUGUGAAACACUUAAAUUUGCUUUGUGAACGAGAAUUUAGAGCAGUUUUAUUACGACUAAAUAUAAGUUGUACUUCUUAGCCAAACCAAGACACUUGUGACGAGGUUCACUUUCAGAACCAGGCUGUGCCUCUUUUCAUACUUACUUCUUUGUUGGUGACUGACAUGAAGAAAUACUUAUUUCGAAGACAUUUUUGUAUGUGUAAGUGUUUUAGAAUAAUGUGGCACUUGGGCGAACUUUUGCUCAGUAACGUUUCACUGUUCCAGUUCAAACGUUGUAGUGGGCGAUCGAGCUGUCGAAACUGGUGCUAAACCAUGUAUCUUCUAUUGAUAUCUAUCGAUUUAAAAUGUGCUAAAUGCCUGUAAGACGGAAAGAGCGUUAUUCAACUUAACUCGCAUGUGCCACAAAACGACGGCAACAAUGACAAGAGAAAUGUCAUGCUUUCUGGGCUUUAUAAAAAUUACUUUUCCACUCUCCCUAAUCAACAGUCACUUUUAAGUUACUGCGAUUCACAAGCUCAUACCACUGCCCGCAAGGAAUUAAAAGCGCAUCUAAAAUGAACGCAUUAUAUAUCCUCCAGUCUAAACAAAAAGUGAAUGUGCCUGCGUCACUUUCUAAAGAAUACUCAAGUCUAGAUGUUGUCCGUCUCGCGAAGGGCCUAAAACAACAGAAGUACUUAUAAAGACGAAGGCAUCAAAGUGAUAAACUAAACAAAUUUUUAAAAAACUAGGUUUUUUCUAUAAUUUUGUCGCGCCGAUCCUAGCUUGCGAUGCCCUCGAUUCUAAAGGUGGAGUAAACCAAUCAAGACCAAAAUAAAAUCCGUCACAUUAGAAAAGAUUCACUUGCUUUUUAGAACGCCUAGUUCAUCGACCAAGAUCGUUUUGUUUAGCUCUAUUAACUCCAUGCGAACGCGAGUUUUAGCUGCAUUCUAACUAUUUCAGCAACUUAGAAACACUGAGUUUACCCAGCUCUUGUGGAUCUUAAAUACUAUUAAAAUUAAAUUUCAUUACGUAGGAUUUAGGUUUUCUCCAAUGACAAGUGUGGUUAAAUGGAACUCGAGAGAGAAUAAAGUAUUUGAAACAUGGUGUUUGAAAUUUUUACAAAAACACUAACUGAUGACCAAGUGUAUACAAUUGACCUUCAACUUAUGUAGACUUUGCAGGAACAUUUAUACUUUUCUUUAUUUAUGAAGAUGUCGGACAGAAAAACUCAUUUGUACAUAAGAGUAUUUAUUAUAAAAAUUUGUAAAUAUUGUUGAGUAGUUUGUAAAUGAAGUUGUUUGCAUAUCAGAUAUUUUCAAAAUAUUCAUAGUUUAUUUAAAUUUGAAAAUUAAGUUUAUGCUAUCAUUUUGUGCGUAAUAGGGUGAAAACAUGCGUGAUUAUUCCAAAUAUUAGAAAUUUCUCAAUUUGUACCCCCAAAAAUUAUAACGCCCUAAGUUCUGAAAAAAACCUCUCUUAUUCGACGAUUUUGGUCCUUUAGCUUUCUUACUUCGCGUAAGACUUUAAGAACUUUGUUAAAAUUUGUCAUACAUUAAUGAAUAUUUCUUCUUUAGGAAGAAGCACGUGCCUUGAACCUGUUGACAGUUUCAGAAAUGUAUUACUUCAGGAUCUGUCUUGUUUCAUUCUUCUUUUAAAAGUUUUUAUGUCUGAAAAAGUAAAACGUGUCCAUAAAGACAAUGCUAAUUCGAUUGCGUGGGCGUUAUCACAGUUGUACAUCGAAUGAUAUGAUUUGUGAUAAGUAAAGUUUGGCCUUUUUUCUGCUCGUUUAUGGGAGGAGGCGUGGAGUUAGCUUUGAUCUCAGUUACAGUUCUUUCGCAUAAAGAUUAACUAAUUCUGUAUAAGGUCUGUUUUAGAGGAUCGAGUUAGCUUCAGUUUCUGUCUUUUUCUCUCGGUUGUUUUCGUUGCUUGUUGACUGACGCAUCUCCCGUUGCUGAAAAUAUAUAUGUAUAAUUAAAAGCCGUAAUCUAGUAUGUCACAUAGCCUCGGGUUCCUUCUGAAGUUUAGAACAAAAACUUACUGCACACUGUAUUGUGUCUCCAUUGGUACCUUUUUUACCAGUUCUGUAAAUUUAAUUUUGUUUCAGAUAUAAAUCGUGUAACAAUUCUCCAAUCCCAUUUCGAAUAGCAUCUUUUAAGGAGAAAAAAUUAUGUCGUAAACAAACCUGUACUUAGUUCAUCGUCAAUCGAAAUGCUUUCUAAUGUUUUGGACAAAUGUGUUGUUUUCCAGACAACUGUCGACAAUUUGCCUAACCGUCGGCCAAACAUUUGCUUGAACGAGUCAUCUUAUAAACUUGCCUUGACCUUUCUUUGGCUUGGCCAAAAGUACACAAAUGUGCUCAAAUGUCCCAUACGUCAAAUUAUCUUUUAAGUUGUUUGGUUGUGUGAUUAGAAAUUGGGACAUGACUGCACAGUUUCAAACCAAGUUAGAUGAUUUUUUUGUGAAUGUGUGCUUCUAUGAUGUCGAACUCCUGUUGCAUCCCGUAGGCAACAUGCUUCCUUUAUUUAAUUUUCCCCAAAACAUCAUGUGCUCAGGUAAACAUUUGUUUUCAGGAUUUGGGUGUGAAGUGCAUGGGGUUGUUAUGAUAACGUUUUAACUUACUUAAUAAAAAGGCAUGAUAAUGCCACCUUA